Molecule: messenger RNA, 1604 nt
Organism: Gigantopelta aegis
Lineage: Eukaryota; Metazoa; Mollusca; Gastropoda; Neomphalida; Peltospiridae
Product: pre-mRNA-splicing factor syf2-like
Exons: 6
Coding region: 6-746 (246 amino acids)
Cellular component (GO): post-mRNA release spliceosomal complex; catalytic step 2 spliceosome; Prp19 complex
Source: RefSeq, a predicted model, not a curated record
AUUAUAUGAUGCCUUGUACAGUAGCCACAUUUUUCCUUCUUUCAGGUCUCGAACUUACUGACGGCAAUUGGUGUCAAGAUAUAAAUUGCUGUAGGUCGGAAGCGUCACCAACAGCACUUUUCUGCCACUGGUUAAACAUUUCUGCCAAUGAAGCGAGAAAAAUGAAUCACCAAGAAGUGGUUGCAGAAGACGAAAGAAAAAAGCGACCUGCUAACUGGGAACAAAAGAGAAAACGUAUGGAUUGGGAGGAAGAAGCAGAAAGGAAAAAACAGGAAUGUAAAGAGAAAGGUGAUGACUACGACAGAGUGAAGUUGUUGGAGAUUGGUGCUGACGAGGCAGAGACGUGGGAUCGGAAGAAGAAGAAGAAGAACCCAGACAUAGGGUUUUCAGAUUUUGUGCAGGCAACCCACAGGCAGUAUCAGCGUUUGACCAAACAGAUGAAACCGGACAUGAACGAGUAUGGAAGACAGAAGAAUAAAUUAGGUGAAGACUUCUAUGCUACGAGCAGUACUCUGGGUCUUCACGAACGCAAAGAUUCUGAAGAAGCGGUUGACAGAAUGGUGGAAGAUUUGGAAAAACAGAUUGAAAAGAGGGCUAAGUACAGCAGACGCAGGGCAUUUGAUGAAGAUGCUGACAUUGAUUACAUCAAUGAACGCAACAUGAAGUUCAACCAGAAACUUGAGAGAUUCUAUGGAUCGUACACUACCGAAAUCAAACAGAAUCUUGAGAGAGGAACAGCUGUCUGAUUGGCUGGGGGUCUUUCUGGAUGGCAAAACAAGAUGGUGUAUCGGAUGGAGGCUAGCACUCUGUAGGAAUGAAGUAGCAGCUUUUUGUAGAGAAAGAAAAACAUACAAACAGUUUUACUGCCAAAAAUAUUGUGUGGCUGGUUCAUGAAUAUCAAAAUGUCUAGCCUAAUAUUGGGAUUGUAUGGGUUUAAUAAUAACCUUUUACCUGAUAUCUUUAUGGUACUUGCUAUUUAAAAAUCUAAUGUCAGAAACUCAGAUUUGAGUGCUAGACCCUGAGACAGGAUUUAUCAAAUUUAUUUGAUGUUGUCAGUGUAUUUCAUAUUAAAAAAGCUGUUGCCAAACACUCAGAUUUGAAGGUUAAUGAUUCUAGAAUUUAGAUGAAAAUCAAGGUUUUCUCCUGAGGUAGUAGAGAAUUCUGUUUUAUUAUAGAGCUCUUUGGAGAACCUUUAACUUUCUCAGAUAUUUGUAAAAAACUACACUGACUCCAUUUUACUGUAUGACAGACACAUUAACAUAAAGUGCAUUCUAGUACAUAAUUUAAUGGGGAAAUACAGACCUCACCAUAAACAAAAUUGAGGGGAGGGAUUAAAUUAUGGCGAGUCAACUAAGAUAUAAAUUCACAUGCCAAGGGGAGCUAAAAAUUACUUUCCUUGAACUAAUUUCAGGGGCGUGAGACUGACAACUCUCCUUAAACGAUGAGGUCUGGACUUUUAAUAGCAAUUGUGUUAUGUUUAUAUCAUUUUAUAGAUCUACAAUUCUGCAGUUUUAUUGUGGAUAUUAACAAUUCCUCUAAUCAGGAAUUGUUUUGUUUUAAUAUUUAUGACCAGUAAUUUCAAAUAAAAUAAAAUAUUUAUCAUA